Tarenaya hassleriana is the source of this 1937-nucleotide messenger RNA. RefSeq names its product probable GMP synthase [glutamine-hydrolyzing]. Gene Ontology annotation, biological process: base-excision repair. Lineage: Eukaryota; Viridiplantae; Streptophyta; Magnoliopsida; Brassicales; Cleomaceae. The record is from RefSeq and is a predicted model, not a curated record. Gene Ontology annotation, molecular function: DNA-3-methyladenine glycosylase activity. The transcript is spliced from 6 exons. Bases 369 to 1682 code for a protein of 437 amino acids.
UUUCGUUCUCGAUCAGAAAAGCCCUCUCUUUCUUCCCACCAUCGAAGUCAAAAGGAUAUUUCUCUUCACUGAGCCAAGAUUUUCUCGCCUUUUCUGUCACUGUUUUUAACCAUGGCUUUCUCAUGACAUGGAGUGCAACUUGGCGUACUAGAUUUUUCAUGAGAAGCGAGAAUUUGGGCGAUGAAUUUUUGUUUCCUUGCUAAUGCAGCUGCUUGUUUCGCUCAGUCUAGGGUUUUCGAAUCUCGUAAUCUCGGCAAAUAGCUUCUGAGGUUGUUGGGUCUCGGUAAUUUUGUUGUGAUUCGGUGUCAGCGCUGUGAUACGAAGGUGUGACAAGAGGCAUUUUCGAGAAAUCGGAGGCUUUGGGGCCAAUGUCGGGUCCUCCUCGUGCCCGGUCGGGAAAUGCCAUCGAUCGGGAGAUCCGAUCAGUCCUUGGUCCUGCCGGGAACAAGUUGCAGAGGAAACCGACGGCGAAGAAACCUGAGAAACUGGCGGCGGAGGAGACCGCCGAGUCAAAAGAUGCCAAACCCGCGAAAAUGACUUCUCUGGUGUCUCCGAAGACGACUCCGUCUCAAUGCUCGCCGCUGAGCCCUUCGAUUCUCCGGCGGAGCAAUGUCUCGAUGACUGCGUCGUACUCGUCGGACGCGUCGUCUUCGUGCGAGUCGUCGCCGAUGAGUGCGGGAUCUUUGUCGAGCGGGAAGAGGGCCGUGCGGCGAGGUGGGUCAAUCUCCGCCGCUGCAAUGGUCGCGUCGGCGGCGAAGAGGAAACAGGCGGAGGAGAUAGAGGAGAAGGUUGCCGGUGGCGGUGAUUGCUGCUUUGAUGGUCAGAAAAGAUGCGCCUGGAUCACGCCUAAAACUGACAUGCGGUCGACUCGGUGGUUGUGGGACGGUCGGGAGAGGAACGGUCGGGAGAGGAACGAUCAGGAGAGGAACGGUCGGGGAUGGACCGAGAAGCCGCCAGUGAUCGAGAAGCCGCCAUCGACCGAGAAGCCGCCAGCGACCAGAUUUGCCCCAGCGCCGUGGACGUCGCUGUCUAAAGGGAGCGGUAUUGAUAAGUGUCCCACAUUGGAAAAUGAGAGGGAUUUGGGCCAAUAUAUAAACCCGUGUUAUGUUGCUUUCCACGAUGAAGAAUGGGGAGUUCCUGUCCAUGAUGACAAGAAACUUUUUGAGUUGCUAUGCCUAUCUGGUGCUCUAGCCGAACUGUCAUGGUCUGACAUUCUUGCCAAAAGGCAAUUAUUCAGGGAAGUUUUUCUGGACUUCGACCCUCUAGCUGUUUCUGAACUGAAUGAUAAAAAGAUAACGGUGCCUGGAACCAUUGCCAGUUCACUACUAUCAGAGCUCAAAUUACGAUCAAUCCUUGAGAAUGCACGCCAAGUGCGCAAGAUAACAGUUGAAUACGGAUCCUUUGGAAAGUAUAUAUGGAACUUCGUCAACAACAAGACUAUCCAGAGCCAAUUCCGGUACCACCGUCAAGUUCCUGUCAAGACCUCGAAAGCAGAGUUCAUAAGCAAAGAUCUCAUUCGCAGAGGAUUUCGCAGUGUAAGUCCAACGGUCAUCUACUCAUUCAUGCAAGCAGCUGGCCUCACAAAUGACCAUCUCACAAGCUGCUUCAGAUUCCAAGACUGCAUGGCCGAAGCUGACAUGAGGUUGAAAGAUGAUGUGGGUAAAGGCAAUCCCGGAAACUAAAAUUGCCUGAGAGUAUCUGGAUUCGACGGCCUGUAAGUUUCAGAGAAGCAUUUUCCUCCUAGAAGUUAUGUUCUGGAAAAUCUGUUUGCUGCUGUGAAGUAUUUACCAGUUGUACAGAUGUUUUCGGUUUUUGGUUCUAGUUUAUGCACUUAGAGUGUAGUGAUGAACCUCGAGGCCGGAUGUAUUCGGAGAUCUUCUGUAUUUGUAUGAAACAGUUACAUGCUACAUUUCAAUAUCAGAAGGAUGUUUCCUUCA